CCCAGCAGCGUGCCAGCAACCACAUCACAGGCUUGCUGUCGUCUCAAUGUCACGAGACGAAGAGAAGGCAGAGCACUUGUAAGUGAGUGUAAAACUGCUUGGACUCAACAUGACUCGUGGGUUAGAAGGAUUCGAAUAAAAACAGAGUCUCUGAGAAUUUGUGGUUCGGCACGACUGUGACAGAGGAUUUCAGAUGUUUUGCCUGAUGGUGCUCUUCCUGCUUCUCAAAGGUGAUGGAAUCCCUGCUGUUCCACAUGAGACGGCCUCUUACAUUGGGUUGAGACAAGAAGAAGACCAAUCACCUGGCUCAUCCUCCCAGCCUCUUCGCUCUUGGGCUGAGGUGGAGCGUGCCACUGCUGAUCAUCUGUACUUUGAAGAGGAUCUCGUCUUUGAUGCCAGUCCUCAGUUUGAAACCUUUGUUAUUCACAAAUCACAUAGUGGAAGCAAGGAUGUCAUUCUCGAUCUAUCCAAUCCUGAGGCUGGUGAUCUCACUGAAGACCUGAAUGAGGUUGGACAAUUAGAUACAUGCUGUGCUCUCAGUUCCUCUUUAACAAGGAAUUCUAAUCCGCCUCAAAAUAACAGGCACUUAAAUCCUAAUUCAAGGAUUUCCACUCCUACAAAUGUUUCUCCUUUCAGUGAGGUGAUAGAGGGGAGUGGUUUUCCUCAUCUAGUGCCCGAUGCAGAUGACAUCAACCUUGUAACGCAAAGAAUAAACAGGAUGGAAUUUGAAGAUACAGGUACCACUGAAAGGUUCAGCAAUAGUGUUACGCCUCCUUCCAAGAAAAAUAAGCAAGAAUAUCUGGUUACAAUCCAUACAUCAAAUACUCAUGAGGACCAUGGCGAUGUCCCAACAAAAUCCAAUGACACUUUGCAAAGAGGCUUGCCUUCAAUGGAUGAUGCCUUGAGCAAUAGCAGAAAGGUGAAUGAGAACAUCAUCAAUUCAGAGGAGACAUCAAAGCCACCUUUAGAAUCAUCGGAGCAACAAGACCAUUGGCCCAUCCAGUUGACAUUGAUCACUGAAUCAAAUACAAACCAGAGCUCAAGUGACUCCUGGAGUACUUGUAACCCAGGAUAUAUCCAUGAAAAUGACUCCUGCUGGUCUGUUUGUGAAGUGAACCCCAAUUAUUGUUACAACGGAGGUGAAUGUGGAGUCAUAGAAAAUGUUGGUGCGAUUUGCAGAUGCAGUGCAAAAGAACACACCUGGUACAGAGGACCACGGUGCCAGACUGUUGUCACGGAGGUGCAACUGACAUGCAUACUGAUUGGCGCAACCUUGCUGAUUUCUCUCAUAUUCCUCGCUCUGAUAGUCGUCUUUGCUCUAAAGCUGCGGUCUCUCAAAGAAGCUCAGCAGAGAUUUGACUCCAGAAGCAAACUGUGGAUUUCCUCGGGGCCCCAAGGCAACUCCUCUUUCUCUUCUGAAAUAAGCCAGCAGGGAAAUCAUUCCCCUGUGGCUAGAUGUAGCCCUGACACCCAAUGUACGCCCGUCAGUGAGAAUCACCUGACCCAGGCUGAUUACAAUUCUUGCAUUCUUUGGAGAACGGAACGUACCGCCGUUUGAAGCCCAGCAUCAAGUGAGGGUGUGACACUCUUCUUCAACUAAAUCUCAGAAGAGCAACCAUUGUACAAGUUAAUCCAUGUAAGGGAUGAGGGACAGGACAAUAUUUGCAAACAUAUUUUUGAUAGAUUUAUGGCUCUCGAUUCUCAUGAAGAACCUGAACAUUCAAUACCUCCACCACCAUCACAGCGAGGCUACAGAGUGCACUAUCUGCUAUUCCAUCCAGGUUACACCAACAGCACCUCUUAAUGCAAUAGACCUCAACCAAUAAGCACAGGAUAGCAAUUGCACGGGAACACCAAUACCUGCAGGUCCUCCUCCAAGUUGACAGCAUCCUGACUUGGGAAUAUGUUACCAUUCCUCUGUCAUCAUAGAGUCAUAGAUUCACACAGUGUGGAAACAGGCCCAACUUGCCCACAGUGGCCAAAAUGACCCAUUCACACUAGUCUCACUUGCUUGCAUUUGGCUCAUAUCCCUCCAAACCUGUCCUAUCCAUGUACCUA
Messenger RNA from Amblyraja radiata (thorny skate), 2058 nucleotides. RefSeq lists its product as uncharacterized. Bases 194 to 1558 code for a protein of 454 amino acids. Gene Ontology annotation, biological process: cell projection morphogenesis. The transcript has 5 exons. Lineage: Eukaryota; Metazoa; Chordata; Chondrichthyes; Rajiformes; Rajidae. Gene Ontology annotation, cellular component: synapse. The record is from RefSeq and is a predicted model, not a curated record.